CCGUGUAGCGAUUUGACAGCUGUCUCUGGUUCGUUCGCCGUUCGCCAUUUUUCUGAAGCUUCUGGAAAAAACUGUUUGUGGAUUGAAAUAUUAACAAAAUUGGCUUAAAACUGAGUGUAAAAUAGCCUGCAUUUACCUCUCACGAUGGCUGAAUAUCUUGCCUCGAUUUUUGGAACUGAAAAGGAUAAGGUAAACUGUUCUUUUUACUUUAAAAUCGGAGCAUGUCGCCACGGGGAUCGGUGUUCCCGGAUUCACAACAAGCCUACCUUUUCGCAGACGUGCCUACUGCAAAAUCUGUAUGUGAAUCCGCAAAAUUCGGCCAAGUCUGCUGAUGGAAGUCAUUUGGUUGCAAAUGUGUCGGAUGAGGAGAUGCAGGAGCACUACGACAACUUUUUCGAGGAUGUUUUUGUUGAAUGCGAGGACAAGUACGGCGAGAUCGAGGAGAUGAACGUGUGUGACAACCUUGGAGAUCAUUUGGUUGGUAACGUGUACAUCAAAUUUCGUCGAGAGGAAGACGCUGAGCGUGCGGCGAAAGAUUUGAACAACCGCUGGUUUGGAGGACGCCCAGUUUAUUCCGAGUUGUCGCCGGUAACAGAUUUCCGUGAAGCUUGCUGCCGUCAGUAUGAGAUGGGCGAAUGUACUCGUUCGGGAUUCUGUAACUUCAUGCACCUGAAACCGAUUUCGCGUGAACUUCGGAGAUAUUUGUACUCUCGUCGACGAGGACGAUCGCGUUCCCGCUCUCGAUCUCCGGGGAGAAACCGAGGCGGUGGUGGAAGUGGUGGCGGAGGUGGUGGAGGCCGUGAUCGUUCGCGAGAUCGCAACCGACGUUCACGCAGUCGAGAUCGUAAUGGGGGAGGUGGUGGCGGCGGCAGCGGCGGUGGCGGUGGUGGUGGUGGUCGAAAAGGAAGAUAUUAAAAGUUGAACAGACGA
Messenger RNA from Uranotaenia lowii, 930 nucleotides. RefSeq names its product splicing factor U2af 38 kDa subunit (gene U2af38). The transcript is spliced from 3 exons. NCBI's taxonomy places the organism in Eukaryota, Metazoa, Arthropoda, Insecta, Diptera, Culicidae. The record is from RefSeq and is a predicted model, not a curated record. The coding region runs from base 145 to 915 and encodes 256 amino acids. Gene Ontology annotation, biological process: mRNA splicing, via spliceosome. Gene Ontology annotation, molecular function: pre-mRNA 3'-splice site binding; metal ion binding. Gene Ontology annotation, cellular component: spliceosomal complex; U2AF complex.